UACCAAUCAAUAGUGAUUUAUUUAAUAAUGGUGUUGAAGUUGACACUUUCGUCUUUUACUGCUGCACUUUUGUGCCUGGGUUUGUGUCUGCUUCACGCUGCAACACAUUUAUCAGCUCAACCAAUAUCGAAAGUUGUUGGUGGUAAGGAUGCAGAUAUUGGUCAAUUUCCGCAUCAGGUAGCACUCUUUAAGGAUGGAUCCUUUACUUGUGGUGGAUCGAUAAUUAGUUCGCGUUAUGUGUUGACAGCUGCCCAUUGUGUUGUUGUUGGUAAUGGAAUUGAAACACUCCCAGGGAAAUAUUUUACAGUACGAGUUGGAAGUAUUCAACGUUUAGCUGGUGGGAAAUUAAUUCCGAUUAAAAAUAUCAUUGUUCGUCAGAGCUAUGGUAAUUUCUUGGAUGACGUUGCAUUAUUGGAAUUAGCAACUGAACUCGUCUUCACCAAAAAUAUCCAAAAAAUUGAUUUGUUCGAUCAAGAAGUACCAAAAGGACAGGACGUUGUUAUUUCUGGAUGGGGACGUAUAAAACAUGGUGGAGAAAUUCCACAUCGAUUGCAGUACAAUAUUUUGACAGCAUUAGAUGCAGCAAGUUGCAAUGAAUCCAUAGGCUGGGGCAAGGAACAAAUAUUGUGCUUGGCGCAUCCCAAGGACAAUGGAGCUUGUAAUGGUGAUUCGGGAGGUCCAGCUACGUAUCAAGGAAAACUUGUGGGGGUUGCUGGAUUUGUUUAUGGUGGAUGUGGAAAUAUUUACCCAGAUGGUUAUGCUAAGGUUAAAUAUCAUCUGGAAUGGAUACAAUCUAACAUGAAGUAGGACUAAAUCUUAAAACUAAUAUUAUUCAUCCAUAAGCUAUGAAGCUUUUUUGGCACUAUUUUGUUUUAUUGUUGAAAAUAUCUAAUAUAUUUUUGUUCACAAAUUC
Molecule: messenger RNA, 913 nt
Organism: Eupeodes corollae
Lineage: Eukaryota; Metazoa; Arthropoda; Insecta; Diptera; Syrphidae
Product: serine protease SP24D-like
Exons: 2
Coding region: 28-807 (259 amino acids)
Biological process (GO): proteolysis
Molecular function (GO): serine-type endopeptidase activity
Source: RefSeq, a predicted model, not a curated record